AUGGCAGCGGGCUUUGGCGCUGCUGGGCAAGGGGUCGGAGGCGACGCCCGAACCCGACGACUCAGCUACAGCGCUGGGAUCAGCGCGUGCGAGAAGGGCGAGCAGUGGCAGCGGGCGCUUGCGAUGCUGAGCGAGAUGUGGGAGGCCAAGCUGGAGCCCGACGUCAUCAGCUACAGCGCUGGGAUCAGCGCGUGCGAGAAGGGCGAGCAGUGGCAGCGGGCGCUUGAUCUGCUGAGUUCGAUGCGGGAGGUGAAGCUGGAGCCCAACGUCAUCAGCUACAACGCUGGGAUCAGCGCGUGCGAGAAUGGCGAGCAGUGGCAGCGGGCGCUUGCGCUGCUGAGCGCGAUGUGGGAGGUGAAGCUGGAGCCCAACGUCAUCAGCUACAACGCUGGGAUCAGCGCGUCCGAGAAGGGCGAGCAGUGGCAGCCGGCGCUUGCGCUGCUGAGCGCGAUGUGGGAGGCGAAGCUGGAGCCCAACGUCGUCAGCAACAAUGCCGCGAUCAGUGCGUGCGAGAAGAGCGGGCAGUGGCAGCGGGCAAUGGCGCUGCUCAGCGAGAUGAGGGAGGCGAAGCUGGAACCCGACGUCAUCAGCUGCAACGCCGGGAUCGGCGCUUGCGAAAAGGGCGGGCAGUGGCAGCGGGCAGUGGCGCUGCUCAGCGAGAUGAGGGAGGCGAAGCUGGAGCCAGACGUCAUCAGCUGCAACGCCGGGAUCAGCGCCUGCCAGAAAAGUGGGCAGUGGCAGCGGGCCCUGGCGUUGCUCGACGAGAUGCGGGAGAUGAAUGUGUUGCCAAACGUCAUCAGCUACAGGCUCACAGUCAAUGCGUGCGAGAAGGGCGGACAGUGGCAGCAAGCUCUCUUCAUGCUCAGGAGCAUGUGCUUGAGAAGGCUCGAUGCUGGCUUCAUUGCCUACGGGAUUACAGCUGGCAUGUGCGAGCAGGGCGGGCACUGGAGGCAGGUGCUGUCAUUACACAGGGAGGUGCGCGGCUUGCUCGCAAUGGAAUGA
Molecule: messenger RNA, 1002 nt
Organism: Prorocentrum cordatum
Lineage: Eukaryota; Dinophyceae; Prorocentrales; Prorocentraceae
Source: the annotation of a GenBank genome assembly